Messenger RNA from Spinacia oleracea (spinach), 732 nucleotides. RefSeq lists its product as uncharacterized. The record is from RefSeq and is a predicted model, not a curated record. The transcript has 2 exons. Bases 1 to 732 code for a protein of 243 amino acids. Lineage: Eukaryota; Viridiplantae; Streptophyta; Magnoliopsida; Caryophyllales; Amaranthaceae.
AUGUUCAAGCGGAUGCGUUGGGCCGAGGUGGCGAGCAUCCCUCCUUCUGCCGGUUUUAGCUCAGAGGCGAAGGAUAAGAUCCUUGCCCAUGUGUAUGCGGCCAUCCCUGAGGAAUACGUGAGGUCACUCCCCGGGAUUGACUUGAGAUUCUUUGGGUCCAUUCAGUCUCUCGUCCUUGAUCUCUUCAUUCGCUGUGCCGAGAGUAGGAACUACCGCUUUGAUAUGCACAAUGUGAUGCUCAAGCACAAGGACCAGAUCGAGAAUCAUGAGCAAUAUGCUGAGAAGACAGCCAGGUUGAUCAACUUGGACGCGGAUAAGAAGAUUGCUCUGAAGACGGAAGAGCUGAAGAAGGCCGAGGAGGACGCUGAGAAAUAUGAAGAGAAGCUGCUGGAACAUGAGGGGCGGCUUGCCGUGCUGAGAAAGGAGUACUCUUCCGUCUUAGAACGGGUGACUGAUUUCUCUUCCAAGGUGAACGUUCUGGAAGGUCAGCUCAAGGCCAUGCAGGAGAAGAUCGAGGCCGUGCGCAAGGAGGCUGCAAGCUCUUUUAAGUUGGGCGAGGAGUCCAUCUUGGAGAGUGCCCAAAAGGCGUGGGAUCAGUAUAUGGACGGGAAGGAUUUUUCCUGGUUCAAACACCGUAUCUCCCCCCAGAUAACCGUUUUGACGGCUAGGCGCUUAGGCUUAGAUCCUCCCGAGUUCGUUAGUGACGGGGAGGAAGACAUAGAAGAAGACUAG